Molecule: messenger RNA, 797 nt
Organism: Nematostella vectensis (starlet sea anemone)
Lineage: Eukaryota; Metazoa; Cnidaria; Anthozoa; Actiniaria; Edwardsiidae
Product: eukaryotic translation initiation factor 5A
Exons: 4
Coding region: 151-633 (160 amino acids)
Biological process (GO): positive regulation of translational elongation; positive regulation of translational termination
Molecular function (GO): RNA binding; translation elongation factor activity; ribosome binding
Source: RefSeq, a predicted model, not a curated record
GACGACAUAAAGUACCCCUGUGGGCUCUGCGCCGGUGAUUGGUUAGGGGUAUGGCGUAUUGCUAAUUGUCAUAUCCCCCCACUAAGGGUGUGUGAAGCAACCAGGCUUGCUCUCUCUUUCCCCGACCACGUUGCCGAUCAACAAGAAACCAUGGCAGAGGAAUUGGCUGAUACUGAAUUCCACUCUGGUGAGUCUGGUGCCUCAGACACCUACCCAGCCCAGUGCUCCUCUCUGCGUAAAAAUGGUCAUGUUGUGAUCAAAGGGAGACCAUGUAAAAUAGUUGAGAUGUCAACCUCAAAAACUGGAAAACACGGACAUGCCAAGGUUCAUUUAGUAGCACUUGACAUUUUUACCAACAAGAAAUAUGAAGAUAUCUGCCCCUCGACCCAUAACAUGAAUGUUCCCCAUGUCAGCCGUGCAGAUUUUCAGGUGACUAAUAUAGAAGAAGAUGGUUACCUGGAAUUGAUGGAUGAUAAUGGUGACACACGUGCCGACAUCAAACUACAAGACAAUGACAUUGCCAAGGAAAUCAGAGCAAAGUUUGAGGCAUCUGAGAAUUUCAUGGUAACUGUGUUGAAGGCUAUGGGAGAAGAAACAGUGGUUGGAGUAAAGGUUAUGUCAGACACCAAAUGACACUGCCAUGUACUAGCUGUAAAUCUGAAAGGAGUGCUCAGUUUAAUUCCAGAGUUUUUGCAUUGGAUGGUGGGACAGCAGUUGCAGAAAAACUUACGAGUAGGUUGUUGUGUCAUCCCUGUAAUUCUAUUGGAAAGACACCUCAAUAAAAUAUUCAUCUGUUA